GGUGGUGGGGAUUAUAAAAUAAAAAGAACUUUAAAAACGUUACUCUCAUCAGUUGCUCAUUGUUAGCGGACAACUCUUGAAAAAUACGAGAGAAAUGGCGAACUACUACGUUCCAAUCCAAACCGAAGCUUGCGAGAAAUCAACAUUGCCACACACAUCAAUGAACUACUAUAUUCCGAUCCAGACCGAAGCAUGUGAGAAAUCAACGCCACCACGAUACACAUCACACAUUUUGGGGAGAAGGUUUGCACUAACUCCUACAUCUUAUAAAUGGUUGGAUAUCGGAAUCAACGCAGGAUCUAUAUCCUACGUGGAAUUGGUGCUGGGCGACAAUCGCGGAAAUCAAAUUGCUCUGCCUUAUAAAACGUGGAGAUCGUUGAUUGAGAAACGUAUGGACAUCGAGGGACUUAUGCAGUCAAAAACGACUCCAUUAUUGAUUCACGAACUGAUUGUGCAGCAGAUUAAACUGCGUGAAGAACAUAUUAUAAAAUUAACAUUACACAAUACUUAUAUUUGCAUGAAGCCUGCAACUGUAUCAUUUAUGUUUGAACUUGAGCAUUGUAUUGAACAUGUAUAUUUCGCACUGUGUCAGAAUAUGAAUAAUGUUACUGACAAAUAUAAAUAUUUUGUAACUUACUUGCGUCAGAAUUGCAUCACUAAUAAAAACGAUGCAGUAAAUAUUUUGCGAAAAAUUUAUGAUAAAAGUUCACAUAUUGAAUGUGAAUUAAUAGCUUAUGCUUCAGAUAAUAUUGCAUACGAUUCGCUAAAUGACAAAUAAAAUAUUAUAAUAUGUACA
Solenopsis invicta (red fire ant) is the source of this 796-nucleotide messenger RNA. RefSeq lists its product as uncharacterized. The record is from RefSeq and is a predicted model, not a curated record. The coding region runs from base 95 to 778 and encodes 227 amino acids. Lineage: Eukaryota; Metazoa; Arthropoda; Insecta; Hymenoptera; Formicidae. The transcript has 3 exons.